GAGUGCCGCGCCCCUUGGCUGGCAGGCUGGAAAUUUAACUAACUUGCUUGCUGUUUUCAUCUUCAGCACCCGGUGCCCCUCCCUACCCCACCCUUGUCCCCUUGUUCUCUGGAAGAGGCGCGUUAUCUCCCCCUUCCUCUAGUAUAGGUCCUCUGAGCCCAGAGGAGACUAAAGAAGCCAGUAAGCCCACUGACAACAGCUCGGUUAAACUUCUGAGGACUUGAGUGAACUUUCUAGAGCAAGAGGACCAUGGGGCGCUGGCCUGGAGUGCCCCUUCUACUCGUUCUUCUCGUCUGCUCUCUGGCUCCAGCUCGAGGACAAGAUUUUGACUUGUCUGAAGCCCUUGAUGAUGGUGUGAAACCUACAAAAAAAGCAACUCCAGUUACCAGAAAGCCAGUUUCUGACUCUGACUUGAAUUUAGAAGAUGCUCUUUUUAAUGGAGGGAGUGAUGACUCUGUGAAGCCUAAUCCACCCAAACCAAAACCCAAACCAGACCAUAGUGACUCAGGUGACUUUUCAGAUGAUGAUCUCAAAGGGCAUACUCACUCAGGAGGUCAGGAUGAUAGACAUAAUAAUGAGGAUAAAGCUGAUGAUUCCCCUGGAUUAAUACCUGGAAUUGUAAGUGCUGCGGUUGUAGCACUGGCAGGAGCUGUAUCCAGUUUUAUUGCUUACCAGAAAAAGAAAUUCUGCUUUAAAGGAAAUGAAGAUCCAGAGAAUGUUAAUAUGGAGAGUCAAUAUGGAGUAAACAAAGAACCACCUGUGCAACAAAUACUUCUGCAGAAAUAGGUUUUUCCUGAAUGAGAAAAUAAAGAUGAACAAAACUGGAUUAAACUGCUUGUCUCCCUGAAACAACACUCCGUAUGUGGCAGAGGUUACAAAGUUGCAUGAAAAUUGAGUCUGUUGGGGUUUUUGCAAAUAUGGCAUUUGAAACCACAUCUUGGAAAGUGGUAUGUUCUGUACUACAUGUGACUGAUCACUUAAAACUUUCCCAUUUGAAUGAUGAGGAAAAAAUUCUCAAAGUGAAUUUGAACCUUUUGCCCAAUGUGAUGGCUUUUAAUAUAUGUAAACAUAUCAGGAUUUUAAUGAUUCUUCCUUCUCCAUAUUGAAAUAAGGAAACAAGGGAAAUUAUUAUCAUCUAUCUAUACCAUAUGCUCAUGAUUAUUUUAAAAUUAUUAAAGCAAUUAACCACAUCAGUAAAUAAGGAACUCAGUGAUAAAUUUGUGAGAUAAAUCUCUAAGAUAUUCCUUCAGAAUUAAUUUUGAUAUCAGAGUAGUACACAUAUAAGAAACCAUGUCAUUUUGUUUGAAUUACCUAUAGUUUAGUUACUUUGAAGAUGGAUUUAGAAUAAUUACAGGAGUUAAGAUCCUAAAUUCUACUUUUCCUUCUUUGUCUUUGAAAGAAAAUGAAGAACUUAGUAAACUCAUCAUUUCCCAUGAGUUAAAUUGUCUCUAUGCUAAUAACUUCUCUCUCUCUCUCUCUCUCUCUCUCUCUCUCUCUCUCUCUCUCUCUCUCUCUCUCUCUCUCUCUCUCUCUCUCUCUCUCUCUCUCUCUCUUCUCUCUCUAUCCAACCCUAAUCUUUCUAGUGAGCCACAUUCCCAAACCAGUUUUUGGAUAUCUUGAACUGAAUGUUCCAUAGGUAUUUCAAACUAAGAGUGUUCAAAACAAAAUUAAUUAUCUUUCUUCCCAAAUUCUCCCCAUUUACAAAAUAUCCUAUUAUUGUUGAAGGCACUAUUAUCUUCCCAGUCAACCAGGCUUAGUAUUUCUCUGCCAUUCUUUAUUCCCUUCUCUCACUCAUUCCAAUAUAUCCUGAACAUUGCCAAUUUUAAAAAAAUCUCAUAUUCAUAUUUUUCUCCUUGCUCACUACACAGUUCUAAUUCAGACUUUGAUUGCCUCUCAACUAUAUUAUUGGAAUAGCCUUCUAACUGCUCUAUCUUCUGUUUCCUCAUUUUAAUCCACCAUUUUCAUAACAAGUGGGUCUAACUGAAUCUCUCUGCCUUAUCUCUCUGUCUCUCUGUCUCUCUCUGUUUCUGUCUGCCUCCCUCUCUCUCUCUCUCUCUCUCUCUCUCUCUCUCUCUCUCUCUCUCUCUCUGUCUCACACACACACACACACACACACACACAUAUAUACAUAACACUCAAUAAAUUCUUGUGGCUCCCUAAUACCUCCAGGAUCAAAUAUAAAAUUCUCUUUGAGAUCUUGAUAAAUUGUUCCUUUCCUCUCUAGUUUUUAUACUUCACUCCCCUCCAGUAACUUUGUGGUCUGCCUAUCAUGUCCAACUUUGUUGUUCCUUAUACAACACUUCAUCUCCAAUCUCUUUGCCUUUGAAUUGUUUGUUCUUCCUGCUCCUGCAUCCCACAACUGGCCUCCCUGGUGAGUAGAAUGCCCACUUUCUUCAACUCCCCUCUUUAUUUUCUUGGUUUCCUUCAGCAUUCAGCUCACCCUCUGUGGGAAAGCCUUACUGGUCCUCUCCCUGUUUCUCUCACAUAGUUUGGACACACUUGGUUAUUUACGUUGUGUCUCCGUACUUGAGAGCAGGGGCUGGUUUUACCUCUCUUUGUAUCCUUAGUGCUUAGCAGAGUUCCAGGCAUAUAAGCUUAUGAUUAUUUUCCCCCUUCUCUGUUUUCCUUUCCUCUCCCUCUUUAUUUUCCUUCAUCCUUUAAGAGUAAUUGGACCAGUCCAUAGAAAUACAAUGCUUUGUAGGUGUAUAAUUCUCAAUAAAUGUUAAAAAAAUAGUUGGAUUCAUGAAGUUUUACAAAAUGAGCUAAUCAUUCAACAUGAAUGGUUAAGUACCAGAUGAAAUUGUUUACAGAUAUGCUUUAUGUCAUAGAGUACCCCUUUUAAAACUUUCCACCAGUAUGGGAUAAAUUGAACUUCUUGGCAUUUUCCCCUUUGCUAAAUAUAAGCUUGUGAACACUAAAAUUCAGUAAUCCAGGGUUAUUCAUAUAGAACCGAGUUUUAAAUGUAUAUUUUAGGAUCAUUGAUGAAAACUUUCAAAUGAAUUCUAAUGGUCUAUUUUUUUAAUUGCCAGGAUCAAUUAACUUUUCUACAUUUGGAAAAAAAAUGAGGAUAUUUCAGUGUAUUAUUGCUGUUUUUACUAUGUUACUGGUAGGGUCAACCUGAUGUGUAGUUCUUAUAAUGCCAUCCAGAUGAAGUAUGAUUCCAGUAUGUGUAAGAACAUCACUAUGGAUGGUUAAUGUUAUUAAUGCUACGUCAUAUAAAAUACUACCAAUACUAUUCACAUACAUCCUGCUUAUGUGAAUAUAAAUGUACUAUAAUCAGAUCUAUAGGUAGUAGCAUAGUAUGGUGGAAAGAGGAUUGAAUGUGGAAUCAGAAGUCCUAAACAUGCGUCUUGUCUUAGUUUUGCUAGUUACUUGUUGCAGGAUAUUGGAUAAAUCUUUUAACAUUUCUAUUAGGAGAGAUAUUGAGCUAAAUGAUUGUUUUCAUUUAAAAUCAACUUUUGUUAGGAUGAGACUAGUGGAUAAGCAUUUAUGUUGGUUUUGGUUCCAGAGCCCUCCUAUUCCAUAUUCCAACUAAAUUCCCAAGUUUUUGCUGUUAUUAGGCCACUUGAUAUUGUUGGAUUUUUUUUAUAAGGAUGCUCCCAUCUAAGAUCCUUUCCUACAGCCAAGAUCAAGCAUCAUCCAUACAAUUCCAGUAGACCUAGUUUUGUGUAAUUGCUACUGAAUGGGUAUGUGAAAGAACUUCAAUUUCCAUGCAUUCAUGAUGAGAAGUAUUCUUUUUUACAUUUGAAUUAUUUCUUCCACAUUUUAUAUAAAUUCACAACUUUAAAUGUCAGAAACAGGAAAAAGAAAUGAGAGUAUUAUUAUUUAUUAACAUCAGGUAUGAGUUGUCAUCAACCUCAUUGAAAGUCAGUGACCUAACAUUAAGUAGCAUCUUUUGCAUCAGCUUGCCUCAGUACUUAGCUAACAAAAAUGUUACUUAUCUAUGAAUAAGUGAUAUCAAACAAUCCAAAUUUUAAAGUUUCUGCAAGGCUUGGACUUAAAUUGUAUCUUUUCCUAGUUGUCAAUCUGUAAGUAAUAUGUGACUAGACUACAUAAUUUUUAAUAAAAAAAUUCCUAAAAUACA
Messenger RNA from Monodelphis domestica (gray short-tailed opossum), 4084 nucleotides. It is a transcript of the gene CD99, whose product is annotated as CD99 molecule (Xg blood group). The record is from RefSeq and is a predicted model, not a curated record. Gene Ontology annotation, cellular component: plasma membrane. NCBI's taxonomy places the organism in Eukaryota, Metazoa, Chordata, Mammalia, Didelphimorphia, Didelphidae. Gene Ontology annotation, biological process: positive regulation of neutrophil extravasation; homotypic cell-cell adhesion; T cell extravasation.